Molecule: messenger RNA, 3828 nt
Organism: Choloepus didactylus (southern two-toed sloth)
Lineage: Eukaryota; Metazoa; Chordata; Mammalia; Pilosa; Megalonychidae
Gene: RNF31
Product: ring finger protein 31
Exons: 21
Coding region: 512-3739 (1075 amino acids)
Biological process (GO): protein linear polyubiquitination
Cellular component (GO): LUBAC complex
Molecular function (GO): K48-linked polyubiquitin modification-dependent protein binding; linear polyubiquitin binding; zinc ion binding
Source: RefSeq, a predicted model, not a curated record
GGCAGGACUUCCCUGGUGGGACCGGAGCACAGCAGACUGGUCCAAAGAGAGAAGGUCAGGAACUGAAGGAAUAGGCUAACUACGCGCCUGGGGCUAUCUAGGGAAGGGUGGAGCCAGCCUAAAGGAAGGCUAGGGAAGAGCUCAGAAAGCAGAAAACGGGACUGGGACGCGCUGGGGGAGGACCCAGAAACCAUUUACCCUUCUCAUUGGUUGGUACCCGCCUCCUUUUGGCCACGCCCCCUUACUUCCGGCUCCUCUUAACCUUAAACCCUUCGCUUUCCCCUAAAACGGGUCGUAGUCCCGCCCUCUUCCCUAGUACUUCCUGUUCCCGACUAACCCUGGCCUGGGUCCCGGGGCCGAAGAGUGACCGUGGUCUGAGUGACCCGGCCGGCUGCGCAGGUUGGGCGAGGCCGCACGGCGGGAUACGGGCGGGGAGUGCGGCUCACGGCCCGCGCGCGGCCUGCGCCGGGUCUCCGCGUGAGGCGGGUCUGGGGCUGACUCCUGCCUCAGGAUGUUGCGGGGGGAAGAGGAGCGCACUUAUCUGGCGGCGCGCCAGGAGCUGGCAAGCACCCUGAGGAAGGAUUCCGGGCAGACGUUUUCCCUGGAGAAGCUCCUGCCGCUCCUGGCCUCCUCUUUGCCGCCAGCCGUCCGCUACUUGAAGCUGGACGCCGCACGCCUGGUCCGCUGCAACGCUUAUGGAGAGCCCCGAAACUACCUCAGCACCCUGUCCACGGCUCUGAACAUAUUGGAGAAAUAUGGCCGCAACCUCCUCAGCUCUCAGCCACCCCCGUACUGGCGCGGGGUCAAGUUUAAUAACCCCGUCUUUCGCAGCACGGUGGAUUGUGUACAGGGGGGCCGGGAUGUGCUGCGAUUGUAUGGCUACACAGAAGAGCAGCCAGACGGACUGAGCUUUCCCGAGGGACAAGAGAAGCCAGAUGAACAUCAGGUUGCUACUGUCACACUGGAUGUACUGCUGCUUCGAGCAGAGAUCAACCUGCUGUUGAAGAAUACUCAUCCACGACCACAGGCACUGGAGCAGCUGCUGGAAGAAAAGGUUGAAGAUGAUGUAAAGAAGAUGCCGCAGUUCCUAGAGCUCAUCCCCCAACAGAAAGGGAUUGUUCCUGGCCUCUUCACUACACCCUCAGCCACAGGCUCUACUCCUGGUCCUUGCUUCCUCUGUGGUUCUGCCCCAGGCGCAUUGCACUGCCCAGCCUGUAAACAGACCUUGUGCCUAGCCUGUGACUGCCUCUUCCACGGGCACCCAUCCCGUGCCCAUCACCGCCGCCAGACCCUGCCUAUGGAACCCCAGGCCGUCCCCCUGAACUGCAGCUUAUCUGCUCCAGCCCCACUGCCCCCCCAAUUGAUGUCACCAUUGGCCCUGGGAGACAGCUCUCUUCCUUCCCCUGAUCCUGCAAGUGUCCGUCUGCCCUGGCACUGUGCUGCCUGUGCCAUGCUAAAUGAGCCUUGGGCAGUGCUCUGUGUGGUUUGUGAUCAGCCCAGAGGCUAUAAGGGUUUGGGGCUGAGGAACGAGGGUCCCCAAGGAGCUGGGGACCCAGAACCUGAGCUUGCACGGGGCCGGUGGGCCUGCCAAAGCUGCACCUUUGAGAAUGAGGCAGUGGCUGUUCUAUGUGCCGUAUGUGAGCGACCUCGGCUGGCCCAGCCCCCCAGCUUGGUGGUGGAUUCCCAGGAUGCGGGUAUUUGCCUGCCACCCCCUCAGCAGAGGGAUACUUUGCUCUCCUCCCCUCAGAAGCAAGGUUGGUAUUGUAUCCACUGCACCUUCUGCAACUCUGGCCCCGGCUGGGUAUGUGCUAUGUGCAACCGGACCAGCAGCCCCAGCCCAGCGCAGCAUACCCCUCAGCCUCAUGACAACUCUUUGGAAGAGAAACUUCCUGAGCCUGGGCCCCAGCAAUGCCUCAGUGCCCCUUUGCCCAGUUCCUGCGGGGACUCUGAGAAGCAGCGCCAAGACAGGAUGCGAGAGAAAGGUCUCCUGCUAGUGAUCAAGAUCCGGGAAGGAGAAGCUGCAGGCGCCUCUCCCGAGGAGGUCUUCUCGGCUUUGCAGUACUCAGGCACUGAGGUGCCCCUGCAGUGGUUGCACUCGGAGCUGCCCUACGUGCUAGAGAUGGUGGCUGACCUGGCUAGACAGCAGGCACCAGGGCUGGGUGCCUUUUCUUGUCAGGAGGCCCGGAAAGCCUGGCUGGAUCGUCACGGCAAUCUUGACGAAGCUGUGGAAGAAUGUGUGAGGACUCGGCGGAAGAAGGUGCAGGAGCUCCAGUCCUUGGGCUUUGGGCCUGAGGAGGGGUCUCUGCAGGCAUUGUUCCAGCAUGGGGGUGAUGUGGCACGGGCCCUGACUGAGCUGCAGUGCCAGCGUCUAGAGCCCUUCCACCAGCACCUCUGGGAUGGUAGCCCUGAGCCCACCCCCUCCUGGGAUGGACCAGACAAGCAGAGGUUGAUCAGGCGGCUUUUGGCAGUCUAUGCGCUCCCCAGCUGGGGCCGAGCAGAGCUGGCACUCUCGCUGCUGCAGGAGACGCCAAGGAACUAUGAGUUGGAGGAUGUUUUGGAAGCUGUGAGGCAUAGCCAUGACCGGGCCUUCCUGCGCCGCUUGCUGGCCCAGGAGUGUGCUGUGUGCGGCUGGGCCCUGCCCCGCAACCGAAUGCAGACCUUGACUACCUGUGAGUGCACCAUCUGUCCUGACUGCUUCCGCCUGCACUUCACCAUCACCUUGAAGGAGAAGCACUUCAGAGACAUGGUGUGCCCCGCUUGUGGCCGCCCUGACCUCACCGAUGACACACAGUUACUCAACUACUUUUCUACCCUUGACAUCCAGCUUCGCAAGAGCCUAGAGCCAGAUGCCUAUGCACUGUUCCAUAAGAAGCUGACUGAGGGUGUGCUGAUGCGGGACCCCAAGUUCUUGUGGUGUGUCCAGUGCUCCUUUGGCUUCAUAUAUGAGCGUGAGGAGCUGGAGACAACAUGUCCCCAGUGUCACCAGACCUUCUGUGUGCGCUGUAAGCGCCAGUGGGAGGAACAACACCGAGGCCUGAGCUGCGAGGAUUUCCAGAACUGGAAACGUACCAAUGACCCGGAAUACCAGGCUCAGGGCCUGGCAAUGUAUCUUCAGGAAAAUGGCAUCAACUGCCCCAAGUGCAAGUUCUCGUACGCACUGGCCCGAGGAGGCUGCAUGCACUUUCACUGCACCCAGUGCCGCCACCAGUUCUGCAGUGGCUGCUACAAUGCCUUUUACGCCAAGAAUAAAUGUCAAGACCCCAACUGCCGGGUGAGAAAGUCCCUGCAUGGCCACCACCCCCGAGACUGCCUCUUCUACCUGCGGGACUGGACUGCUGUCCGCCUCCAGAAGCUGCUACAGGACAACAGCGUCAUGUUUAAUACAGAGCCUCCAGCUGGGACCCGGGCAGUCCCUGGAGGUGGCUGCCAAGUGAUGGAGCAGAAAGAGGUUCCCAAUGGGUUCAAGGAUGAAGCUUGUGGCAAAGAGACCCCAGCUGGUUAUGCCGGCCUCUGCCAGGCACACUACAAAGAAUACCUUGUGAGUCUCAUCAAUGCCCACUCACUGGACCCAGCUACCCUGUAUGAUGUGCAGGAGCUGGAGAUGGCCACUGAGCGCUACUUGCACGUGCGCCCUCAGUCACUGGCUGGAGAAGAUCCCCGUGCCUACCUUGCCCGCUUGUUAAAGAAGCUGACAGAAGAGGUGCCCUUGGGACAGAGUAUCCCCCGCAGGAGGAAGUAGCUGAGGGCAAGGGCCCUGAUGAGGGUCCCAUGUCCCGACUCCCUCAGGAACAGCUCCAGCACCAAUAAAGAGGCAUCUCCUUGCCCAGG